GUCCGAUCUCUUUCGGCAGACGGACGCGGACCUUGGAAAACUGGCAGCAAGGGUUUGCGGCGUGACAGGGAAUUGCAGAAACUGUCGGAGAAGUUGGAUGCCGUAUGAAGUGCACGCACUACUUUCCCGGCCAGGAGUCAUGCGGCUUCAGAGCAUUCGUCAUGUCACUUUGCAUUAAGGGCUACUGAGAAAAGGAAUUUAUACACCAUUUAGUGACGCGAGUAGGUUGUUGUACUUGAAAGAUUGACUUCCGGUCGCGGAAUGUUUGCAUCGUGAUACUGGAGCACGCUCCUCCCUGGCGGGACGACCGCUGUGGCCUCCCCGCAAAUUCUGCCGCUGUGGGAGAAGGAAAUGGAAAUUCGCCUUGAUGCUGUUCUGCAAGCUGUCAUCGACAAGAGGGAAAGUAAGCGCAUCGGCACGACGGGCUCCCAAUCUGCUUUACAAGGAGGAAACAGGGACGGCGCAGCGGUGCCUGCCACGCAAGAGGUUGGAGUUAUGACAGAAGCUCUGCCGGAGGUAAAAAAUCAGGGUGCUGGGUGGGACGAAAGUCCGCCACAGGGUGGCAGACAGGUUUUGGAGCGCGAAGAACCUUCUUCACGCACCGUCCGUGGGCUCUUCGGAAAAAUCAAGAGCGCCGUGGCAGCAAAGUUCGGCAGCCUUCGGGGGUCGUGGGGGCGUGGCCCGGCGACGCCGAAAGAUGUUGUUUCCCUCCUAGCCAUCCUGGCGGCGCUGGCCGUCAUGCAACGAACCUUUCCGGCCAGCACCACUCGGUUCGAGGCGCCACGAGAAGAUCAUGUCGGCACACAAGAAGCAGCAAGUCUCUUUCAGUACUGCUUGGAGGACGGGACGCCAGCUGCAACACAUUGCGCCAGACCCAGCAGUGCGCAGACCUGCUGCAGCUUCUCGGGAGACGACCUGGCGCUGCAACAAGUUGCUAAUUCUACUACCACGGACGUGAGCCCCCGGUGUGAAGAGCCGGGCACGUGGGCACGCCUGGUGGAGCUCGUUAGCGAGGAGGUGCGUCGCAAUGAGAGAGACGAAGGGACCGAGAGCGCCAUCACCAGUGGCGUCUUUCGCUACAACCUCUCGCCGUGCGAGGUGCGGGUCCAGGACAAGCUGUAUGUCAAGGAGGCUGAGUUUUGUUCCCCACAGGGCGACCGCCUGAUCGUUUCGUGCCCAUCGCCCGGCCACGGUGCGUUUGCGUGCGUGCAGCGCCUGCGGGAGGUGGACCACGAGGAAGCGACGUGGCAGGAGGAUAAAAAACUCAGUAGCAACUGCAGCCCCGACGAGAUGAACGUCUUGGAGAGGAGGCUUUCGCGCUUGUCUAUCAGCCGCCCGAAAACAUGUUCAGCCGACGGAAAAUUGCAUGCCGACGCACAGCCAAAGAACUCCGAGCAGGAAAUGCACGUCCUCGAAAUGUUUCGCGAAGUGGUGGAAGACAUCUACCACAGCUACAUUGAGCCAUGGGCCUCUGGUGCAGAGCUUUCGUUCAGUGCUCAGGAGCGGGGAGUGCAUAUGACGCUUGCGCCCCGUACCCGUCGGGAUGCCAGAAGCAGAACGGUUACUGGCAGGAAGAAAGCGGCAAGGGCAAAACAAUCGGGAGGCAGGACCACUGCCAAGCAGCCGAAAAGCGCGCGGAGUAGCAAAAGAGGAUCUACUGUUAAAUCCAAGAAGAAAAGCAAGGGCGACACCAUGAGGAUGGAAAGAUAAUAUCUAUGGCUAGGGCUAGGCGAGUUGAAUUGAUUUCGUGCAUUACUUCUAUCUAAUGUCUUGGCGGUACGUAAUGGUAAUGGAAGUUUAAAUACAUAAACGCUUCUCGACGUUUCCACAGAGGCAGCGUGCCCUUGGAUGAUGAGAACCGUAGAAAGAAAAACUAGUAUUAAGCCUUGUUCCUUGGAUUGGGUUGUAAGGCCUACGUCUAGCUUUGCUCAAACGUGAAGAACCUGUGCGCAGCCAGGCCGCAUGCCUGUCACCGCCUUCGGAGAUGUCACCCUUGGCACCUGCGAACCGGUGUUGACUGAAUUUCUGCGCAGAAAUGGGUCUUUUUUAUCGAAGACAAAUUGUCACUGUCUGUGGCAUUUGUUUUGAGUAUGUUUUGGAGGAAAACAAAGUGGAACAUUGAUUAGAUGAACACCCAGUGCAAGCAACAGCUGUGGAUAAAGCACAAGCAUUGUUUCUUAAUCGCUACGUAGUGUAUCCCUUUUCUGAAGUAUGAUUUUUUACCGCACUGCUUAUUUACUUCUUAUGAAUAUCUCAGAUCGGCAUACUACAGUACUGAUUUUCAGAUGGUUUUUACAACACCAAGAUCAAGCGUAACAAAUUUCAAGAAACUUUUGAAGCACGAGACGAGAGUGAACUAACAUGGGAUAGAUGAGUAAAAAAGUAAAGAAUGGAAGUGAUAUAAGAACAGCGUAGCUACAGCAUCUAGCUGCAUUAGCAUAUUUCCUCGGUUUCGAAGGUAGAAGGAAAAAAAUGACGAAGACAUGAUGAAAGCAUUGUACAAUUUUUUCAGCAACAAAAAAGCGCGCCCCCUUGUGGCGAGAGAAGGAGUUGUAGUACACGU
This is a messenger RNA of Amoebophrya sp. A120, 2563 nucleotides long. NCBI's taxonomy places the organism in Eukaryota, Dinophyceae, Syndiniales, Amoebophryaceae. The record is from the annotation of a GenBank genome assembly.